CUUCUGCACAGCUCCAGAGGAGAGAGGCUACUGCCAGUGAAGCUCAGGCGCUGUAGACCUAGAACUGCACCAAGUCACUGAUCAGAGAGGGUCUGACAGCAAAGACGACUCGCAGGCUGGCGCGUUGAUUAGAAGAUCUGCUUAUGUUUAACGCCCGUAGAUCAUCUCGUGUGGGCGGGCUGCAAACUUCAGUACGGCAGAAAAGCGAUUACAUCAUGUCAUACUUACUUAUUGUAGACUGUUAAACCACAUGGAGCACUUUUAAUGCCGGGUCUUUGCUGCGACCACCGAGCCAGUAAGCUAACUAAUAUACAGCUCAGGACCCACCAUGCACUUUUUCCUGAAGCUGUAGGCAGACGUAGAGGGGGCUAACCCUCCCGCUCGAGCUCCAGCACCGCGCGCAGUGAGCUGAAGAUGAUGUUCUCCCAGCUGCUCGAUUUCAACUACAGCCUGAACGGCAGCGCGGAGGAGCCGCUCGCUUUCCUGGACGAGGACUGGAGCGACUCUCCGGCGGAGACGCUCUCGCGCGCGGGCUUCAUCGCGCUCUCCGUCUUCUUAGGUCUCAUCAUGACCUUCGGCUUCCUCAACAACUUCGUCGUGCUGGUCCUCUUCUGCAAGUUCAAGACGCUGCGCACGCCGGUCAACAUGCUGCUCCUGAACAUCAGCGUGAGCGACAUGCUGGUGUGCAUGUGCGGGACGACGCUGAGCUUCGCGUCCAGCAUCCGCGGCCGGUGGCUGCUGGGCAAGCAGGGGUGUAUGUGGUACGGCUUCAUCAACUCCUGCUUCGGUAUUGUGUCUCUGAUAUCCUUGGUGAUUCUGUCGUAUGACCGCUACAGCACACUGACGGUGUAUAACAAGCAGGGUCCAAACUACCGUAAGCCCUUGCUAGCAGUGGGAGGCUCGUGGCUGUACUCUCUAAUCUGGACAGUGCCCCCACUGCUGGGCUGGAGCAGCUAUGGUCUAGAAGGGGCUGGCACCAGCUGUUCUGUGUCAUGGACCCAACGCUCACCACAGUCUCAUGCGUACAUCAUCUGCCUCUUCAUCUUCUGCCUGGGCCUGCCAGUGCUGGUCAUGGUCUACAGCUAUGGCAGGCUACUCUGUGCUGUCAAACAGGUAGGGAAGAUUCGUAAGUCAGCAGCUCGGAGGAGGGAGUUCCAUGUGUUGUUUAUGGUGAUCACGACAGUGGUGUGCUACCUGCUGUGCUGGACACCCUACAGCGUGGUGGCUAUAAUGGCCACGUUUGGUCAGCCAGGAAUCAUUACACCUGUUGCGAGCGUGGUGCCCUCUCUCCUAGCCAAGACCAGCACCGUCAUCAACCCAGUUAUAUACAUCCUAAUGAAUAAACAGUUUUACAGAUGUUUCCUGAUCCUGUUCCACUGCAAGGUGAGAUCUAUGGAGAACGGCCAAUCAUCUAUGCCUUCCAAGACUACGGUCAUCCAGCUGAACCGCAUGGUGCAAAGCAACACGGUGGCCUGCACUGUGCAGAUUUCCAGCGGCCCACAGGAGCUAGGAUGCAGCACCCCAGCCAUGGAGAGAAGCAACCCUCCGGAGGUCUCGUCCUAGCAAGGAAGCCCUCCUUUUCUCUUGUGCACAUGUAAAUGUGUUCCUUGCCAAGUCUGAGAGGAAGAGCUGGCCUGCCAUUGAGUGGGUGCGCAGCAUUUGUCCUGUUUCAGGCAAGCCCAAGAGUCCUCCGUGCUAUACAGCAGAAAUGUGUCAGUGGUGUACCCACCCCCACCCACCACACAGUCUCUGCCUUUACUCAGUGUAGGUGUUCCACACUCUGUCUGUCCAAACACCUGUCUGUCUGUGACCUAGGCCAGUCCAGAGCUCUACUCAAGCUAGAUUAUCUUUACCUGGGGAAGCACUGCAAAUGAAGAGAUUUUAAUCCAGUUCAAGUCUGCAAUGUCCAUAGUUUUUUACAAGUCAGAUCAGCAAUAUGCAGAGUGAAUGAUCUUCUGCAAGUUGCCAGAUUCAGAGCUCCCCUCAACAAUAGAAGUCCUGUUAAAAUCGACUUCACAAGAACAGUAGUCCUGCCUCUUUUAAUCUAGCAGCCCUAACAAUAAUGUAAAAACAUAACUUACUAUUACACAGGGCCAUGUGGAGUGUUGUUAUUGUUAUUGAGUUACUGUUGCAUAUCACUGAUGAGUAUAUCUGAGAUAUCGAUUUUCAAUGUAGGCCAUCAGUGGUAAUUUAAUGAAAUUCCAAAAGACUUUGUCCUGUAUGAAUCAGCCAAUCAAAUCCCUUACAAAUGACAUUAUUUGACUUUCCAUGGUAAACAUAUUCUAUCUUGAAUGAUGCUAUCUGUGGAAGUAAAGUUGGUAAACAUAAACACCCCCCUACUAAUGACUGAAUUUCUGCUUUUCCGGUAAGAGCCAAAAGACUUCAUGAAAGUGACUUUCAUUCCAAAGAUAACACUUAUAAUACAUAUAUAACACAUAUAAUAAUGGAUAACAAACAAAACCUUGACUUCGAACGCAACAAAACAUGCAGAACUUUUUUCCUGCAUUUCAAAGCUGUGAAUGUACCCUGUGGACAGUGUGGUUGUCUAGUGUUUUAUGAGGACCAGAGUGGACAAAUGUUAUCUGAACUUGUGUGAUCUUCAGUUUCUGUCCACUCUGCUGCUCUGACAAUGCCAUCCUCACCUGUAGUGCCAAAUAUUCUAAACAAAGUGUGUGCAUUUGUGAGUUUGUGUGUGUAAUGUGUGUGAAGUCAUGUAGCUAGGUGUGAAGACUCCAGCUAAUGACUCACAGUUGUAGCCAGCCAGUGUUCUUUAUUAGUGCUCAUUGGUUGUGUCUACAGGAGGUUAUGUGCACAUUGAACUGUGUCAGUUUGAAAUACAUGAGUGUUUUUUUUUUUUGUGUGUGAUAAAGGCCACUCCUUUUUUACUAUUAUUUAAUUAUUUAAGUUAUAUGAAAACAUUGAACUAGAGGGUUUGUUUUUGCCACUAUGGAAAAGUGAUGUCAUGUAUAGAAUCCAUUUCAUAGUUUUCCACUGUAGUGACUGCUUAUCAGUUUGGCACAACUGCCCCUCCAUAGAAACGCUCUUUAUAUUUUUUUUCAAUGCAAUGAGCAUUUUAUUGGUCCGUUAACAUAAAAUGUUAACACAAUGUAAACUGCAGCUGCCAUGUUCAAACAAUGUAGAAAAAUAAAGACCAGAUAAAGUGAGUUUUUUUUUGGAACAGUGA
Messenger RNA from Pygocentrus nattereri (red-bellied piranha), 3184 nucleotides. It is a transcript of the gene tmtops2b, whose product is annotated as teleost multiple tissue opsin 2b. Lineage: Eukaryota; Metazoa; Chordata; Actinopteri; Characiformes; Serrasalmidae. The record is from RefSeq and is a predicted model, not a curated record. Gene Ontology annotation, molecular function: G protein-coupled receptor activity. Bases 415 to 1563 code for a protein of 382 amino acids. Gene Ontology annotation, cellular component: photoreceptor outer segment; membrane. Gene Ontology annotation, biological process: G protein-coupled receptor signaling pathway; visual perception. The transcript is spliced from 4 exons.